CGGCCGCUGUGAGUCACUCGGCCGCACGGAGACCGACGGAGCUCCGCUGUCUGUGGAGAACACGUUUCACAUGUACGGAACUUUUAAAUGAAGCAACCAAGGAAUUAUUACCAGAAAGAAGUAGGCUGACACACACUGUAAGUGUUCAAAUAUGGACUCCAAACGUCAAAGUGUGGUGAUGGAGCGGCUUGUGAGUGAGCUGGGCUCUCUGCUGAAGAUGCUGGACCACGAGACAGUCAGUCCUGCCACCGCUGACAAAAUGGCGUCUGUACGUAACAUCAUGGAUUCACUGCAGCUGUCAGUCAAUGGAUCUGAUGUCUACAUGAACAGCUGUCUCUAUGGCAACGGCACUAGCUUUGUCGAGUCAUUGUUUGAGGACUUUGACUGUGAUUUGCACAUGCUCAGUGCGUCUCCAGUGGAGCAGAAAGAGCACAAAGAUGAAGAAGAAAAGACUCAUCCUAAUAAAUCUACACCGACCGACACACCCCCUCCUCUGCCAGCCACCCCUCUUCCAGAUGACUACUAUGAAGAAGCUGUUCCUCUAGAUCCCGGAUCCACCCCGCAGUACUUUACCACAAAUUCCAGGAACUCUGUUGAGGAUGCCUACUAUGAAGAUGCUGACAAUAACUACCCCACCACCAGGAUGAACGGACCUCCCAAAAACUCCUACAAUGACUCAGAUGCGCUGAGCAGUUCCUACGAGUCCUACGAAGAAGAGGAAGAGGAGGCCAAAGGGAGGGAUCAACCUCAAAGAUGGACGGCUGAGGAGAGCACAGACGGACCGGUUAGAGAUUGUCGCAUCUGUGCCUUUCUACUGCGAAAGAAACGCUUUGGCCAAUGGGCUAAACAGCUGGUCGUUGUCCGAGACAAUAAACUGCAGUGCUAUAAGAGCAUCAAAGAGGCCUCUCCUCACACGGAGCUCCCGCUGAAUCUUUGUAACGUCAUCUACGUCCCGAAGGAAGGCCGCAAAAAGAGGCACGAGCUGCGCUUCUCAUUGCCUGGAGGUGAAGCUCUCGUCCUGGCAGUUCAGAGCAAAGAACAGGCCCAGCGGUGGCUCAAGGUGGUCCACGAUGUUGGCAGCCAGUGUAGCAAAAACGAAGGACUGGACGGAUCCGCUUCUCCCAUUAUACAGAGGAAGCUGGAGCUCGACAAGAUGCUGCAGUUGGACAGACAGGCGUCAGACUCAGACAGCGGGCCAACGGCAGACAGUCAGUCCACUCUACAUGGAACAGGACGGGAUACCACUGACUCACUCAACAGGGGGAAGCGCGGCACAUUCUCAGAGCUGACAGGGUCGAUGAGCCGAGCAGCAGGGAAGAAAAUCAAUCGGAUCAUCACCUUCUCAAAACGGAAGCCCCCUUUACCCGGAGAACCUCCCUCGUCUUCUGGGCACCAUGACAACCCUCGAUGUGGCCAUCUCAGUGUGUGUCUGAGCGGCUCUUGGAAGGAGCGUUGGUGUGUCCUGCGAGGUGGAAGCCUAUAUCUGCAGAAGGAUCCAGGAGAUCAACGACCUCCAGUUAUCGUGGUGCCACUCAAGGGGGCAGAGGUGGUGCCAGGAGGCCUCGGACCAAAACAUCCGUUCUCCUUCCGCAUCCUACAGGGAGGCAAUGAGCUGGCAGCUUUAGAGGCCAGCUGCUCUGAGGAUCUUGGCCGCUGGUUGGGUGUUUUGUUUGCAGAGACCGGCAGCGCCACUCUCCCUGAAGAGCUGCACUACGACUACAUUGAUGUGGACACGCUCACCGACAUACGGCACGCUGCCAGACACUCCUUCCUGUGGGCUACUACCACUGCUGCUUCAUCUAGCAACGCCUCAAUAGACUCCAGAACUUAUGAUGAGGUCUAUGAAAGUAUUGAGGAUGGGACCGUGGAGAGCCGAGGAGGCCAUGUGAGACGUCACGCCUCCUUCUCCAGCAGGGACUCUGAAAAAACGGAACAGCAGGCUGCCAUUAAGAGACACGCCUCCAAUGUAAAUCAGUACGGACGGUAUGGAAAGACGCGCGCAGAGGAGGAUGCCCGGCGAUACCUGAGGCAGAAAGAAGAGCUGGAGAGGCAAAAAGAGGAUCUCAGAAAUGCACUGAUUUCCCUCCGCAGGGAGAAGAGGGGGGUGAAGGAGGAGAUGAAGAGUGGAACAGGUCACGGUGUGGAGAAGCGGCUAGCCGAUCUGGAGACGCUGUGUAAACAGAAAGAGGAGGAGAGGGUUGAACUGGAGCUCCGACUGACAGAAGUCAAAGAAAACCUGAAGAAAUCCCUGGCUAGAGGAGCACUGGGUCCACCUACUGACAGCAAGAUGAGCGUCAAGGCGCAGGGCAGCAGGGUCGAAAAGGUUUACAAUGAGACUAUACCUGUCAACUCAGCAUCUGAGCUUCGCAAACGCCCUCCGUCUCUUUACGCCUCCUCAAAGGGCAACGUCAUGCAGAAGGCAAAGGAGUGGGAGUCAAAGAAGGGGACCUAAACUGAACACAACCAGAUCGACAGAUGGAUUCUUGGAGAUAAAAAAAACUGAGCCGUGACAGAAGGAUGUGUAAAAGGAGAAUGUAAGAACAGCAAGAAAAACUGGCACUGAAGAGAGGAAGAAGAGACGGAGGAGGAGGAGGAGGAGGAGGAGGGCGGACUCUGACAUAUUCUUCCCUCCUCUUAUGUAAAGAAAAAAUGGAAUCUUUGCAAGUACAAGCAGCACGAUGCUGCCUCAGCCACUGUAAAUAUGACAGACUUGAUAUACCAGUACAGUAUUAAUGUGGAUCACUAUGAACAUCACGUUUAUAUGUUUGUGUGUGUUUGCGUGUGUGUUUACAUUUGCACAGGGCUGCAGAAAGUGUCGGCCACGUGAGUUCAGAGUUACAGGCAAGACUUCCCACUUACACCCACUGGUUUUUAUUCCUCUUUUUUUGUUUUUUACUCGAUACUUGGAAAUGAAAUAUGAAAAGCUAAAGUAAAUAAAUCAUUAUUAUCUUAAAUUAUCAUUAUUAGUGAGAAAAGCAUUAUCUUAAGUUGCAUAUUUAAACAUUUAGGAAACCAUAUGGAGUAUGACACUGUUCCUGAAACCAAUGAGGAAAUGUUUAUUGUUGCAAUGUGAAACGAUAGCUUUUAACCAUUGUAUGGAUUUUUUUUUUCAUAUUUGACUUUUGCACUUUAUCUUGUUGUAUUUUGUGAUUACCUGGAUAUAUUGGAAGUUAGUUUUAGCAGCUCUGUCAGCAGAUUCAUUUUAAGACAAAUGUCUGUCUCUGCUUCCCCUGCUCAUCAACAAACACACACACAUGUUGGAGUAAAUGAUUACUUUAUCAAGAAA
Amphiprion ocellaris (clown anemonefish) is the source of this 3286-nucleotide messenger RNA. RefSeq names its product actin filament-associated protein 1-like 1. Gene Ontology annotation, cellular component: cytosol. The record is from RefSeq and is a predicted model, not a curated record. Bases 152 to 2452 code for a protein of 766 amino acids. Gene Ontology annotation, molecular function: SH3 domain binding. Lineage: Eukaryota; Metazoa; Chordata; Actinopteri; Pomacentridae. The transcript has 19 exons.